AUAAAUACCCCCCCUAUCCCUGCCCUCUAAUGGCUCAACCCCACCAAACACCAAGUGGCACCGAAAAAAAGAGGGACAGUACCAUUUCCUAGCAGGCAUACCCAGGUAAAAAGCUCACUGUGGACACAGGCGGGGUAAUAAAUCCAAUGCAAUGGAGUUAGAUGAUGCUGCGUCAAGUGGAGACCAAGUGGAGGAGCAGUGGAUCAGGAGGAUGUCAGAGCAGCAGAGUGCCCCGGAGCAGCAGGCUGCAGGGAAGAGCCAGGGCGGAGUCGGAGCCACGUAUAAGGUGUUGCUGUUUGAGUUUGAGAACUUCCAGGGCUGCAAGGCGGAGUUUUCUGCAGAGUGCAAAGAUGUGAUGGAGAAGGGACUGCAGAAAGUCGGAUCUGUGAUAGUCGAGUCCGGACCCUGGGCGGGUUAUGAUCGGCAUGACUUCACAGGGGAGCAGUUUAUUCUGGAGAAGGGCGAGUAUCCGCGCUGGGACACCUGGACCAACAGUCAGAACAGCUACUCCCUCUUUUCUCUAAGGCCACUCAAAGUGGACAGUGCUGAUCACAAGCUACACCUGUACGAGAACCCAGGGUUCACCGGCAGAAAGAUGGAGAUUGUUGACGAUGAUGUGCCGAGUUUGUGGGGACACGGUUUUCAGGAUCGUGUGGCAAGUCUGAAGGCACUUAACGGAACAUGGGUGGGCUACAUGUUCCCCGGAUACAGGGGGCGCCAGUUUAUCUUCGAGAGAGGAGACUUCAAGCACUGGAACGACUGGGAGGCCCCUGUCCCUCAGAUCCAGUCUGUCAGACGUGUGAGGGACAUGCAGUGGCACAAGAGGGGCUGCUUCACUGGCCCUGACCCCGCCCCGGCUCCUGGCCCUGACCCUGAUCCGACCCCAGCACCUCCUGCACCUCCUGCCACAGCUGGAGCCAGCUGAGCAGGCCCUCCCCCCCUCCCCCCCACCCCCCCAACCUCCACCACCAAAUACCCCCCUCCCUACGCCGCCGACAGUGCCUGCCCUUUGCCUUAACCUGAGCAUGGCAAACGCUUGUGCCCCAUGAGGAGUGCCAUGUAUGUUUCAGUGGCGAAUAAAAGUUUGACCUUGA
Messenger RNA from Eleginops maclovinus (Patagonian blennie), 1094 nucleotides. RefSeq names its product beta-crystallin B3-like. Gene Ontology annotation, biological process: visual perception; lens development in camera-type eye. Lineage: Eukaryota; Metazoa; Chordata; Actinopteri; Perciformes; Eleginopidae. The record is from RefSeq and is a predicted model, not a curated record. The transcript is spliced from 6 exons. Bases 152 to 925 code for a protein of 257 amino acids. Gene Ontology annotation, molecular function: structural constituent of eye lens.